AAUUUUAGAAAAGAGACGCCGAUUGGUGGACUCUUACUUUGAAGUGCACCGGAAGCGAGGGAAUCCUCUUUAAGUUCGCCCUGUGUCGAACACUUCAUUCACAGCACAGAAGCGUCCUUGCUGGUACAAUCCCUACUGGACAUCCUCACCGCAGAAAACCAGGAGGAAGCGAAAAUGGUGAAGAUAUCUUUCCAGCAAGUAACUGCACAGAAGCCCGAAAAGGAGAACGAUGGAGACAAAGAGGAAAUUCACAUGCCCUACUCUCACCAGGAUGAGUUGGUGCUCCCGGUAAGAUCGAAGAUGUCUUAUUUUAGAGGCCUUUGGUGCGUAGUGCUCGGCUUGGUGAUCUUCCUGUCAGGCUUGAUCAUUGCCUCUGUAUGCCUGUACCGACACUACUUCAGCCCGCAGAUCCCAGAGGACAGUUCGUUCCACUGUCGGGUGAUGUACGAGGACCCCCUGUUCGCCCCGUUACUCGGAAGACAGGAGUUGGAGGAGAAUGUCGGCAUCUACCUGGACGACAACUACGAACAGAUCAGUGUGCCUGUUCCUGACUUCGGAAGCAGCGACCCGGCUGACAUCAUUCACGACUUUCACAGGGGACUCACAGCUUACUAUGAUAUUGCGUUGGAUAAGUGCUAUGUUAUUGAACUCAACACGACAAUCGUCAUGCCGCCCAGGAGCCUGUGGGAGCUGCUUGUCAAUGUCAAGCGGGGGAUGUAUUUGCCCCAGACCUACAUCAUUCAGGAAGAGAUGGUGGUGACGGGGCGCAUUAGGAACAUGCGUCAGCUGGGACCCUUCAUCCACCGACUCUGUUAUGGAAAAGAAACCUACAGACUGAGACGCCGUAGCAGCCAAAGACGAGUCGAUAAGAGGGAGACCAGGAACUGCCACAGCAUCCGGCACUUCGAGAACACGUUUGUCGUAGAGACGAAGAUUUGCGACCGACUCCUGCUGUAGUUUCCCUCCCUUCUCCUCAACUCUACUGAGCAAAACCCAAAACUGACCAGUCCCCAUCUGUCCAGCUUAACAGCACUUUAUCAGCAUGAUAAACCUGUACAUAAUGUUAGAUCAUGCCAUAUUUGUGGCUUUGUUGGUUCAGAUUUUCCAAGGAUAAACUGUAAUUACUUUGUCCAUAUUCUGAAGCAUACUGUCUAGUUUAUAGUUUCAUUUCACUCUCAGGUUAUUUGUGUGUGUGUGUGUGUGUGUGUGUGUGUGUGUGUGUGUGUGUGUGUGUGUGUGUGUGUGUGUGUGUGUGUGUGUGUGUGUGUGUGUGUGUGUGUGUGUGUGUGUGUGUGUGUGUGUGUGUGUGUGUGUGUGUGUGUGUGUAUAUAUAUAUAUAUUUUUUUUUUUUUUUUUUUUUUCUCCAGUGGGGAAGUUUCCUCAAAUACUGUGAGAUUAGUCUUAGACAUCUGGCAUGCUCUUUUUUUUCUUCCUCUGUUUCAUUUGUUCAUUAUUUUCUGUGUUAGCUAAGAAAUCCAGAUUAGAAAAUUGUCUUCGAUGCCAAAAGAUUUACCUCAUAUUUUAGAAAUGUAUGACUUAAAGCCUGUUAUUUAAGUCAUAGCGUGAGUUUUUGAACGUGAUAUAAGCAAUAUAAGUUUCCUUCUCUUGGAUUUCCUAACUUGACAUCCAUUUGUUUGUAGUAUUGUUGGUUAUCUGAGCAAGUUAUUAUGUUCAAAUGCUCUAUGUAAUACAUGUGAAUAAAGUUUGUAGAAAAAUGUGAAAGACUAUCCACCGAAUGUUGGUUUGAAAUGUUUUGUUAUCUCUAAAUGCAGUAUGCCUGUACUCAUAAUAACAGGUUGUUCUUUAAUUAAGCUGAAGGUUCAUUUUCUUAGGCACAGAGGUGCAGAAAACUUUUUCUUGCCGUUCUUAUUCCAUUUUGUUUAUAUGCUCCAUCCAUGACUAAUGGUAAACAAUUUGACCACGUCUAAGGUGGAAUCAUUUCAUUUUGCUUGUACUUUUUCUAAUCGUACCAUUUAUAUGUAUUUGUUCCUCUUCCACAUACUGGUGUAGCAACAACUGGUUUUGUCUGGAAUAAAUUAGGCAUUUGAUUUGA
This is a messenger RNA of Carassius gibelio (silver crucian carp), 2053 nucleotides long. RefSeq names its product integral membrane protein 2Cb (gene itm2cb). NCBI's taxonomy places the organism in Eukaryota, Metazoa, Chordata, Actinopteri, Cypriniformes, Cyprinidae. The transcript has 6 exons. Gene Ontology annotation, molecular function: amyloid-beta binding. Gene Ontology annotation, biological process: negative regulation of amyloid precursor protein biosynthetic process. The coding region runs from base 175 to 957 and encodes 260 amino acids. Gene Ontology annotation, cellular component: Golgi apparatus; plasma membrane; extracellular exosome. The record is from RefSeq and is a predicted model, not a curated record.